Talaromyces rugulosus is the source of this 456-nucleotide messenger RNA. RefSeq lists its product as uncharacterized. The record is from RefSeq and is a predicted model, not a curated record. The transcript is spliced from 2 exons. Bases 1 to 456 code for a protein of 151 amino acids. NCBI's taxonomy places the organism in Eukaryota, Fungi, Ascomycota, Eurotiomycetes, Eurotiales, Trichocomaceae.
AUGACGGAAGCACGUUUGGUUGGCCAGUCUUCUAAAUCUUCUAAAUCUUCUUCUACUUCGUUUUCGAGCACGACUUCGACUAGCACCUCGACCAUUAUUCCAGCCAGUAUUUCAACAUCUAGCGUUCCAACCGCUGGUUCUCCCAUCACCAGUGCUCCUACCACCAGCACCCCUUCUCCAACCUGCACCAAUCUACCAACAAACACCACACUCCCCGAGAAAACAGCCACCAGCAGUAACAGCCAAGCAUGGAUCGCAGGCGCUGUCAUCGGCCCCAUCGCCGCUAUCGCCAUAGUCUCAGGCUUGAUAUUCUGGUUCAAACGCCGGCAGAAUGCAAAGCAACAGCAACCAGUCCCGGUGGUACGGCUAAAUGAAAUAUGGACACCACCACCGCCAAAUAGGACCUAUGCAAAGGUGUACGAAAAGUCGGCAUCAUCACUGCAAGAAUUGGAAUGA